CGCCCAGGGCAUUUGGUGAGGGAAGCGCGGCACUCGGGAGCGCAUCAUCGGGAUUGAAGCAGCGGCUUUCGGACGCAUCAUGCGCAGACACUUCAAAUCCUCCCCAGGACCAGCCGCUCGACAAAAUGUAUCGUUUUAGACCACUCGGACUAAAGGAUCGUCGGGCUGACUCUUUUAGGUGUCUGGAAUUAUUUUUUAGUCUAACUCGGAGACGUUUAUUCUGAGAACUCAUACUGGAGAAGAGACUUGGAAGGCUUUAAAAUGCUGUCCGGAUGGGUCGAAGCCUCCUCAGAAAAGGUAAGCGGCACAAAAUGCUCCCUGUGAGGAAGGUCGUGGCUUACGGGAAUCGUCCAGCUGCGACGAGAGCGGAGGUCAUCUCCGAUGAGCCCUCCAUACUUGCUGCUCUGGCCCACACACUUUGAAAUCGUCCCUCCCUAAACUCAGAGUGACAAUGUGAUGAGCUCUGCUAUCAUUUCCAGCUUGAGCAUGGACGGAGGGAUGAGAGGGAGUCGCACGAGUUAAUGAGACUAUUGCUCUUGUGUUGGGGAGCUUAGGACAGGCAAUUACAGGAGGAUUACCCAGCGACUUCAACAUCGCAUACUCUCCACCAGGGCAAGCUUCUAAGAACUCCAGUGAGGUGGAUUUUAUUUGUUAUUAUUUUUCACCCUUUUUAAUUACGUGCACUGCUGUUGUCAAAAAGUUUGCAAGGUCUUACAAAAUGGAGGUACAGAUCCGAACGUGGAAUAAAGACCUGCCGACUUUGAUCAGCCCGUGGAUACCGAUACUUCUGGGUCUUCACAUGCAUUUCUCCUGGGCCACAACCUGUCCAGAGGAGUGCCGGUGUGACAGGACCUUUGUUUACUGCAACGAGAGGAGUCUAAUGUCAGUGCCUCUGGGGCUAGGAGAGGGUUAUAAGACCCUCUACCUGCACAACAAUCAAAUCAACAAUGCUGGAUUUCCCCUGGAAAUGCACAAUGUUGCCUCUGUGGAGACGGUGUAUCUCUAUGGCAACCAGCUUGACGAAUUCCCUGUCAAUCUUCCCAAAAACGUGCGGGUGCUCCACCUGCAGGAGAAUAACAUUCAGACUGUGUCCCGCGCCGCCCUCGCACAGCUGCUACGCCUGGAGGAGCUCUAUCUGGAUGACAACUCCAUCUCCACCGUGGGUGUGGAGGAGGGGGCCUUCAGGGAGGCCAUCAGUCUCAAGACCCUUUUCCUCACCAAGAACCACCUGAGCAGCGUCCCCAUCGGGCUCCCCGAAGAGCUGAGAGAGCUGCGGUUGGACGAGAACCGCAUUGCAAUCAUAGCCGAGGAUGCGUUCGAGAAUGUGACGGGCCUCGAACGCCUCCUCCUGGAUGGGAACCUGCUCACGGACGAGGGCAUCGCCCCCGAGGCCCUCCAAACCCUCGUAAAUCUCAAAACGCUAUCGAUGGCGCGCAACUCCCUCACGGUUCCUCCUCCUUAUCUGCCUGCCGAGUUUCUAGUCAAGCUCAACUUGCAGGAUAAUCAGAUGAAUGAGAUUCCUUUGACAGCCUUUCAUGGCCUUCAUCGCUUGGAGAGACUGGAUAUUUCAAACAACCAGCUGCAGUCUCUCACACAGGGGGUCUUUGACGGCCUCCGCAGCCUGAGACAGCUCACUGUUCGAAACAACCUUUGGCUCUGUGACUGCAACAUUAAAUGGGUCAUACUGUGGUUAAAGUCCCUGCCAGCUACCCUCAAUGUCCGUGGCUUCAUGUGCCAGAAACCAGAGAGGGUACGUGGCAUGGUAAUCAGAGAACUAACCCUGGAGCUCAUCCAGUGUCCUAACAGCACCGCCACAGUCCCACAGCCCACACUGCUCUCUGCCUCCACCGCUGAGUCAGCCUCUCAAACGGCCUUCACACCCGCACGCUCCUGGCCUACACCCACCCCUUCGCCUCUCACACUUCUCCCUCCGAAUGCAGGCGAAGACAGGGAACAGAGGACGAACGACCCGGUCGGCCCGAGGCAGGAGUCGCUGCGCGUUUCCUUUGCGGUGCUGAACAGUUCAUGCAUUCAGGUAAGCUGGGUAUCGACAUUCGCCGUCACAGCCUUUAAGGUGACUUGGGUCAAGCUGGGUCACAGUUUGAUAACAGGCCCCAUGCUGGAGUCACUUGUGGAGGGCGAACGUGAGGGAAUCGCUCUGGCAAACCUGGAGCCCAAGUCCACCUAUCGUAUUUGCGUAGAUCCGCUGGACGCGUUCAACAGUUACCACCCAGGAGAUGAUACGAUUUGCUCGGAGGUGAUGACAAAGUCCGCUUCCUUUGACUCCGGGGAUAACGCCACUGGCCCCGAGCAGGCGACCCAGCAGGACCCCAGCUCGCCUUUCCUACUGGCUGGCCUGAUUGGCGGGGCGGUGCUUGUGGUUCUGGUGGUCCUGUUGAGCAUUUUCUGCUGGCACAUGCACAAGAAGGAAAGGUCAGAUUCGUCAAAAUGGAAAUACAGUCGGGGCAGAAGAAAAGACGACUACUGUGAAGCAGGGACUAAAAAGGAUAACUCUAUUCUGGAAAUGACUGAGACUAGCUUUCAGAUAGUUUCUUUGAAUAAUGAACAGCUGCUCAAGGGGGACUUUCGCAUUCAACCGAUUUACACCCCUAAUGGAGGUGUUGGAUACACAGACUCUCAAAGGAGAAACAAUAGCACAGCGUACUGCAAAAACAGUGUUCCAGAAUCUGAUACAUGCCAUAAAUGAGGAUUUUAAACAGAUAACGUCCUUUGUAUUUAGAGCUGACUCUUAAACGCACUGUAUUUCGAAAGACAGGAUGUACAAUAUGUAAUUUAUAUUCUGAACAAUAUCGCCUUCUUUUUUAUCGCUUAGUAAAACUAAAAUGAUUUAUGAAUA
Molecule: messenger RNA, 2857 nt
Organism: Pimephales promelas (fathead minnow)
Lineage: Eukaryota; Metazoa; Chordata; Actinopteri; Cypriniformes; Leuciscidae
Product: leucine-rich repeat transmembrane protein FLRT2
Molecular function (GO): protein binding
Source: RefSeq, a predicted model, not a curated record